CGCAGCGGCAAUUCGAUCGAUCUUUCAGGACCAAUAAUAUACACCCAAAGCCGCCGACUCGAUUCACUUUCGUGUAACAAUUUGCUGUGGACAUCCAACUGGUCUAACUAUCGGCGUUCUCGUUGAGUUAUCGUCAGCGGUUUGUUUUGCACUUAUCGUUACAAUAUUAGCUGCUUUACCAUUCUUGUUUGCGACGAUGUCACUGUGGACUUGGAGGAUGUUACGAACAGCGGCAACACUAUCAACCUUGGAUUUUCUUUUUCUGGAUGUGUUGUGGCUGUAGCAAUUCACUAGAUGAAGGUUGUUGGAAAAUAAGAUGCUGCCAAGUGCGUCAAACCAGUGUUUUUUAUAAGACUCUGGUUAAACAAACAAAACUUAAGCCGUCUGUGGACAUCCAACUGGAGUAGAAUAGUUGUCGUUCUUGUCAAGCGUCGUCUACUGCAUGUCGUCAGUCGGGUUAUCGCUCCGAUUUUAUUUUGCAUGCGGCGGCCAGUGCUGGUAGUCACUUCUCUGUAGUCUACUCAAAGAGGCCGUCAGAUACAAGUCGUCACUGCUCUCUAUGGUCUAUUCAAGUGAGGCCAUCAAAUACAACUAUUCGCCACUCAUUUCUAUGGUAAUCUAUUGCUUGUAACGCGAACCAGAACCAAUAGUCGUUAAGCGACAACUUAAGCUCGAUAUCGAAAGUGGUUGAGUGGAGCCGAUGAAAUGAUUCUGUGUGGCUCCAUGUAGAGAAAGAAAGAUUUGACUGGAGUAAGGACUCGAUGUUAACAUGCUGCAUGGUUGUGAAAUCUGGUCUCAUCCGAGUAUAAGAUAAUUUAUUACGUUUUCUUGCGCUACGCGAAGAGUACUUCGAUAUACGAACAGUAUAUCAACGAGAGGCUACAUUUCCGUUGAGUUGACGACAAGUUUCACUCCAUUCGAAAAUACGGCAAAUAAGAUUGUGUUCACCACUUUCCCUAGUCUUCAAGUGUGACCAUCAAAUACAAGUAUUCAGGUCUCUCUAUAUGGUAACUGUAUUGGUAGCGAGCCGGAACCAAUAGUCGUUCAACGGCAACCUAGGACCGAUAUCUUAAGUGGUGGUUAAGCUGAACUGAUUCUUUCUGUGGAUGAUACUUACGAGACAGUACAUUUUGAUUGGUAUAACACUAAUACAGCGAGAGGACUGUAUUUGAACAGUAUGCAUAUAGCUCAAAGGAAACAAGUGAUCUGGAUGCAUCUUUAUCAUUGAAUCACUGAAGGAAGAAAGGAUGCGAUUUGAGAACCCUAUCCCCAUCCUGUUAACAAUCGGAGCGGCUAUCAUCGGCGUGUUCACCCUCGGCUGCCCUCCGAUGUUUGGCGAUGAAUAUGGCCGGUGCCUUCAGGACAUCCCGUUUGGCCACGACCUUGCCAGAUUCCUUGAUGCAGUUCUCACAGAGAUGAAGAAGAAGAAGUUUGAGAGAUAUUGCACAAACUACACCCGAGUCGUCCACUGCACGAAGAGUGUGCUACAGAUGUGUCCAGAAAAGAUAUCUCAUCACGAGCAAUACUUCCAUGUUGCUGACAGAGUCAUGGACUUGAUCUGCCCAGGGCCCAGAAGUGCGCGAUACACCGACAACCUCAUGUGCAUUGUCACCCAAAGAUACGGACUUCUUUCUCAGCGAUGUGAUCGGUUGUUCAACCUGGCAAAGUUAGGGAGAGCGCACACAGAUCCUUGCACGCUAAAUGAAGACCUGCUGCUGUGCAAACACCGGCUGAUACGAUCAGGAUGCAAUACAAGAGCAGCUGAAGUCGCCUUUGAGAUCAACAAGAUCGUUUAUGAGAAAUCUCUCCUACCAGUUCCUGCCAAGUGUAACAUCACUCUUAAAACUAUGGCUAAAUCUUCCAAUGCAUUUUCCUACUCACCCAGGUGCAUGCCCACCUUCCCCAACCGCCUGGCCUAUUGCUCGGAAUUGUUUCUGCAACAGACCCCCAGGGUAUAUAAGUUGGUCCCCGUCAUUGUGAGAGGAGACCUCCUCAAAGUGGACAAGAUGUGCAGAGCUGAGAGGGAGUACAGAGCGUGCGUCGCCUCCGUUGUUGGUAACUGUCCGAAGAUGGUACAAUAUGUGGAGGAGACGUUCCAGUGGAGACUACCUCAUGAGAUGGCGCAGUAUGCUUGCAGUGUCGUCUAUGAAUAUAAGCGCAACCUUCACUGUUACCAGAGGAUGAUCAGCUCUGCCUCGUAUCCUCCAACUACCAAAUGUGAAGUGAAAAGAAACGCCACCGUCCAUUUACUCCAGAAAUAUUACUAUUAUAAAUGCUCGUCAAAGUUAGGGCGGGAAAUGGAGGAGUUGGAGAGGCACAGUGACAGCCUCAUCCAGUGUUUCUACGACCAGGCAUACAGCGUGUGCAAGAGCAAACGGGCGGCGAACAUUCUAAAGCCGCUUCUUCAAAUCAAAUAUGGCACCCAACAAUUUCGAUUGAACUGUGACGGCUCGGUCGAUCAGUCAAAAUACUCGCGCGUUUGGUCUGCCGCGUCACCAACCACAAAUCACAUAUCAAAAAUCAAAGACAGUAUAUUCAUUAUAGUGAUUUCUUUUCUUCCAACUUUGACUUGUUGUGUAUUACGCAUGUCAUGAUCACUAUUGCUGACUACUUGUAUUAUCUCAGUCUCAUGUACAGAACUACUUAUCUAUUGUAAUGGUUUUCAUUCUCAUUUGAAAAAAUAUCGUAAAUAUAUCAAAUUAUUUUAUACAAAACACCACGCGUGUUAUUUCUACAGUGUAUUAUUUGAUCGUUUCUGAGUCAUUUUGAGGGAUGGGCUGGAUGGUCGGUCAGGCACCGAACCCCUGUCGUCGGAUGUGACUUCAGCCUUCCUGCAGACGCCGGAUUCUCUCUCCGAGACGUACAUGGCGCAAGGCUACGAUUACAAUUGUCAACCGUCCUCCAGAUUUUCUUGAUCUUCUCUCCGGAA
This is a messenger RNA of Lineus longissimus, 2929 nucleotides long. RefSeq lists its product as uncharacterized. NCBI's taxonomy places the organism in Eukaryota, Metazoa, Nemertea, Pilidiophora, Heteronemertea, Lineidae. Bases 1248 to 2594 code for a protein of 448 amino acids. The record is from RefSeq and is a predicted model, not a curated record. The transcript has 9 exons.